This is a messenger RNA of Echinostoma caproni, 963 nucleotides long. The record is from the annotation of a GenBank genome assembly. NCBI's taxonomy places the organism in Eukaryota, Metazoa, Platyhelminthes, Trematoda, Plagiorchiida, Echinostomatidae.
AUGUCGACUCCUUUGGACGUCGAUACACCUCAGACGGUUCAUCACGUUAUUUCAAAGCUGCGAGCAAAACUUGACCCAUUUGGUUUUGAACUGUCACCUUUUUUAGUCGGCUGGUAUAAUGAACUAGUUUCGAUGAAAAUGCGAUUGGAUGCACCUUCUCCCGAUUGUGUUGCCCUGUGUUUGAUCAGUUCACCUUUGAUGUUUGAAUCAAGCUUUUUGCCACUCCUACUCAGUUGGUUUGAACAAGAAAAUGUGAGAACUUUGGAAGACGUCUUGCAAAAUUUGCGAUCCCAGGAAGCCCUAAAGGUGAACCUUCCUGGCCUUAAUGAUCCGUUGGAUUGGUCCGUUUUCAUCAGAGUGAGCAAUAUUUUGAGAUGUGUGCAGGAGGAGAUGAAAUCUAUACUCACAGAAAAAGAAUAUAAAACUGUGGAUUCUUGUCGUUUUAUACCGGACUACAAUGUUCGAUCCGUCAGCAGAUUACCAUUGGUGCAUGUUCAAAGUGCCGGACAUGUUUCGGGUGCUGCAUAUUAUCACCGAGUUAAUAUAAAAAUAAAAGAACUGAAUACGACCAUUGGAUGUAGUUUACAUCCUAAAUAUGGUGGCUGGUUUGGAUUUCGUGGUGUGAUCCUUUUUCCAAACUUGCGCUAUCCGCAGUUGCCACGUCCAGUAACACGCUCUUCACUUCCUCCAGGAAUUCCACCGUUUGACACAGAUGCAUUACGCACAUUGGUCACCGAGUAUCGAGAACACUGGCGCGAGAACCGCUGGCGUAGUACAGGUUUGGACGAGUUCACUGAGCUGCGUUACUCUACAACCGCAUGCUCAUUUUUCAACACUCCACCCGCUCUUCGUGCUCAGUGGGUAGAACGUUUGAUUGCAGGUACGAAACCCAUGUGUUCAACCCAACCUGUUACCCCGUCCACACUCAUACGGGACCAGUUACCUCUCACACACCCAGCUUGA